Messenger RNA from Myotis lucifugus (little brown bat), 975 nucleotides. Its product is annotated as F-actin-monooxygenase MICAL2-like. Lineage: Eukaryota; Metazoa; Chordata; Mammalia; Chiroptera; Vespertilionidae. The coding region runs from base 225 to 905 and encodes 226 amino acids. The transcript has 6 exons. The record is from RefSeq and is a predicted model, not a curated record.
UCUGUAAAAAAUCAAUAAAAAUAAAAAAUAAAAAGAAUGGACUCAUCCUGCAGUGUGCAGGGGAAGAACUAAGUCAGCCCUCACACCCAGCCCAGCCCAGCCCAGCCCAUCGCAGCAGCACAACCUGUGCAGUUCCACUCAUCCCUUUGAGGCUCCAGCCUGACAGCGGGUGCCCGUGGGUGGUCCUCUCGGAGGUGGACAACCAAACGGAGGAGAAUAACGACAUGAACAAACGGAGGCGGAGAGGCUUCAACAGCCUGCACGAGCGGCCAGCCUUUUCCAGCCGGAGUUUGGGCUCCAGUCAAGAGGGCAGCGUCAGUAAAGAAGGUGGGAAUCAGAACAAAGUCAAGUCCAUGGCAAGUCAGCUGCUGGCCAAGUUCGAGGAGAGCUCUCGGAACCCUUCGCUCCUGAAGCAGGAAUGCCAUGUCUCGGGGAUAGGUAAGCCUGUCCUUCGCUCGUCCUCUGACCCUCCUGUUCACUCUCGCUGUCUCCAGCCGGAAGAGCCCACGGCCAGCCCACCGCCUCCUCUGAAAAGGCAGCUCCCCUCCGUGGUUGUGACGGGGCAUGUGCUCCGAGAGAUAAAUCAAGUGUCCGCCGGUGGCGAGUGCCCGAGCCGGCCCCGCAGAGCCCGAGCCCAGUCUGACCUGCAGCUGGGGGGGCGCGAAGAAAACCCUGCCUGCCAGGGGGCGCUGGCCCUGUCGGGGGUGCUGCGGCGGCUGCAGCUAGUGGAGGAGAAGAUUCUCCAGAAGAGGGCUCAGAAUUUGGCCAACAGGGAAUUUCACCAAAAGAACAUUAAGGAGAAGGCGGCUCACCUGGCCUCCAUGUUUGGACACGGGGACUUCCCGCAGGUAAACGGGGUUUCAGAGCCCCAGGAGCCCGUGAGGCGGCCGCGACUCAGUCUCUGAAGCUCCGUGUCCUCCUUCCCACUGCUUUUAUAGCAGGAGGCACGAUUCACUUGUCAAGCCGCUAAAGAGU